UUUACACUGACAACCAAGCUAUUUUUAAACAGUGCUGGUCGAGAAACUUAAAUGUAUUUUGUUUUUUAGAUUUUCUUUGGUGUUAUUUUGUAUUUUAUUUUGGCAUCUUACUUUCUAACUGUUUGGGGGAUGUUAAGGCAUGUUUCCAAUGCCUAUACAACCUGAAUAAAAGCCUUUUGAUAAUAGUUGAUAGCAUAAAGAUAUGUAUACGAAGGUCAGGAUGCUAUUCAAAGAAACAUUUGUACCUUAAGAUUGUAAAAAAGUAAACUUUAAACCCCAGUCGACGUGUCCUCUUUGUGUUUCGACGUAAAUAACUGUUGACGUAAAGUGGGCGUUUCCUUAAUAUGCUUAAAGCGCGUGGCGGGACGCAGAAAACGUCGAAAACGUGUGUUUCGCUCGAGCAACAGAAACAUAUCGAGAUAUUAAUUUAAUUCGACAAUAAUCUCAUUUAUUUGAAUGAAUUAAUAAUCGUUAGUCACUAUAUUUGUUACUUUAACCACACACCCGUAACACAUGUCAUUGCUUUAGGCUUAACUUUUAUUUACGAUAGUCUGUGACAUCUGUUAUCUGAGAAUGAACUGGGUCGGCGGGGCAAGGAGUCGGUAUAUGAUGAGAGGUGACACCAAAAAGCAAAGGGAAUUCUUUGAGAAGAAGAAGAUGAACAGUAAGCUCCACAACCUGGGCAUCCCCGUCCCCACCUCGCACAAGGGCACCGGGUCAGGCAGUAUGGACCUGGUGACUCUGUUCAUAGUCAACCAGAUCGCGGCCAAGAAGGAAAUCAAAGACAAGCCUGUGGUGACGGUUCUGGGAGAUGGGAAAGGACGCAUGAAGAACCGACCGCUAGAGCUUCCCAUGAGCCCCGGCUCUCCCUCCCAGCUCAGCCUGUCUGAGAGUGAGCCCUAUUACAGUGUUCAGAGAGUGAAGCGGAGGAAACCCCUCAUGUCAGAUGCCUUCAGGUGUCAGCAGCUGUCCCCGGUGCUGGAGUCUAGCUUCUCCGACCACAAGUCCUCAGACCCGGUCAAGCGCCACGUCCCUCCCGGCCUCAGCCCCUCCUCCUUAGCCUGCUCUGCCUCCUCCAGACCUGGCCCUGGAGCAGUGUUUCCAAGGCGACCAGACCUCCAGCAUCGAAACCUGUCCCAACUCCAUCCCUGCACUCCGUCUCCUCCAGCAUGGACCACCUCGGACCUCCAGGACACACAGUUCCGUCCCUUCUCCCGACCCGGGCCUAUGAGGGACGUGACCCAGUGGUCCUCAGGAUCCAGCAUGCCCUGCUACCUCUCCGACCCCCAGUCGGUCUCCAGAGCCCUCUUCAGAAGCCCUCUCCUCCAGGAUGGCCUGGCCAGGGAUCAAGAAGGCUUCUCUAGUUUUCCAAUCAGCCAAUCAGAGGAUAGGCUGCCUCUGCUUGGCUUCACACUGGACCCAUCAGAGACAGAGGAGCCGUUUGAGGAAGAGCUUUUCAGUGGAUUUGGUGGGGAAGCUUCUAAUUUCCUGAGGUUGCAAUCAGAAAUUAAUCUGAUUGAGGACACACCGGCCGCUGUUUCAACCUUACAGAGCCCCAGAGAUCCACAGAGAGCUGACUGCAAGGACAAAACCAUAACACUGGCAGGCCCCUCAAACUUACAGUUUUGCUGCCCCCAAGUGGCCGUGAUGGACACAUUACAACAACACAAAGCAAGAUAAAACACCAGAAAUCAAAAUUUGGGUCCUUAAAUUAACACCGUUCUUCAGGGACUAUGUCUUAUUGGAUCUUCACAGAUGCUUAUUGGUUAUUAAAGUAAAU
Gadus chalcogrammus (walleye pollock) is the source of this 1780-nucleotide messenger RNA. RefSeq lists its product as uncharacterized. The transcript is spliced from 11 exons. Bases 574 to 1680 code for a protein of 368 amino acids. NCBI's taxonomy places the organism in Eukaryota, Metazoa, Chordata, Actinopteri, Gadiformes, Gadidae. The record is from RefSeq and is a predicted model, not a curated record.